UCAGCCAGAGCAUCGGGCCCCAUCUGCACUCAACUCUCUCUCUCUGUCUCCCUUUAUCCGUCCAGCUCUCUCUACCCCGCCCGGUCACUUCCAGUGUCGGCGAGAAUCUGCAGCAGCACUGUCACUUUCACCACACCAGGGGGGAAAUGUACUGACACAACGGACCAGACCGGGAGCGCAUCACCAUCUCCAUCACCUCCAUCACCGUCACCGCAUCCCCCUGCUUGUUUUCGGGCUUUUCCCCUUAUUUUUAGCCGGGGGUGCACACGGGUUUUGAUUCGCAGCAUCGCUCGCAAUUCGUUUGUGGAUUAUUGUUCCUCCUCAUCGACGGAAAGUGUGAAAUGGAGGAGUCCAGCUCUCAGAAGUUGGUGUGGGAUGGGGACGCCAAAGCAGUCCAGCAGUGUCUGACGGACAUUUUUACCAGCGUCUACACGACGUGUGACAUCCCAGAAAACGCCAUUUUCGGGCCUUGUGUGUUGAGCCACACGUCGCUGUAUGACAGCAUCGCCUUCAUAGCUCUGAAAUCCACCGACAAACGCACCGCACCUUAUAUAUUCAGGGUGGACACAUCAGCGGCCAACAGCACCUCAGAGGGCUUGAUGUGGCUGCGGCUGGUGCAGUCCGCUCGGGACAAAGAGGAACAGAAUCUAGAGGCCUACGUGAAGAACGGCCAGCUCUUCUACCGCUCGCUCCGCCGGAUCGAGAAGGACGAGGAGCUGCUGGUCUGGUACGGCAAAGACCUCAUUGACCUGCUCCUGCUCAGCUCCAGCAGAGCGCCCGCCAAGAGCAAAGGCUCGUCCCACCAUUCAUGUCCUGACUGCAGCCAGAGGUUCCAGUUUGAGUUUCCAUUCUUGGCCCAUCUCCGGUUCCGUUGCACCAAAAGAUUGCAGAGCAUCACAGGGGCCGACGAGGAGCCCGGCAAAGAGAGCAGCACUGAACGACCAAACACCACCCCAACCAGGACCAGCCCAAAGCUCGGCCGCUCCGAGGGCUUCAGCAGCCCUCAGGACAGCAACAAACCCUCCACAGACUUUCAUAACCUGGCCAGGGAUCUAGAGAACAACCGGACCAGCCCGCCGAGCGACAAGGAGGCAGAGAUCUGCAGCGAGAGCUCGGGGAAGAGGAAGUUCUCGGAAAUAGAGGACAGGGAGUGCCGAGGGCCCAGCCUUCCACAAUCCAAGUCUAAAGACGAGCUUGCAACGUCUGCACAGAACUACAGAGGAGUGUACGGCCUGGAGGAGAACCACAGGGCCUUCUCCCCGCCGGGCUCCACACAGCUUGGUGAGGUCAAGCGCAGCGCCUUCACCGAGGUAAAGAAGUCACCCCAGAACCUCAAACACCAUACCGGCAACAAAAACCUCCAAAGCUCCAACUCUGAAAACAAAGAUGGCGGUCGUCCAAGCAGCAAUCCAUCAGACAAGCACCUCAACAUCAGACAGGUGCUGUCAGAGACCCAGCCGCCACAAACCUCACCCAUGGGCAGCGCUUUCACCUCUGUUAGCCAGCAAGGUGGCGGCAGCGGUGGAGAGAGGAAGAGCGCCUUCAGCCAGCCAUCUCGCUCCUCCUUCUCUCAGAUCUCACCGCUGGUGAUGCCGCCCAAGCUGCUGGACUGCCACCCAGCGGUGGGCGACACCAUCUCCUCCAGCAGACUCUACCAGGCCGACCACCUUGCCGCCAAACUACAGGGCGCAGAACUGGGCGCCAACUGCCCCGUGCCAGGCGGCAUGGCCAAGCAGAGCCCCUUUGUGUAUGCCACCGCCUUCUGGCCCAAGAACUCCGGGCCUAUCCAGCUUCAGAUGCCCUCGGCGCUCACCCUCUUGCCGCCCUCCUUCACCUCCCUCUGCCUUCCGGCGCAGAAUUGGUGCGCCAAGUGUAACGCCUCCUUCCGCAUGACCUCGGACUUGGUUUACCACAUGCGAUCCCACCACAAAAAGGAGUACGCCAUGGAGCCUCUGGUAAAGCGGCGGCGCGAGGAGAAACUCAAGUGCCCCAUUUGCAACGAGUCCUUCCGGGAGAGGCAUCACCUGUCACGUCACAUGACCUCCCAUAACUGACUUUUAAAGACUAACAAGGGAGGGACUUUUUUUUUUUACAA
Messenger RNA from Micropterus salmoides (largemouth bass), 2095 nucleotides. RefSeq names its product PR domain containing 8b (gene prdm8b). Lineage: Eukaryota; Metazoa; Chordata; Actinopteri; Centrarchiformes; Centrarchidae. The record is from RefSeq and is a predicted model, not a curated record. Gene Ontology annotation, molecular function: protein binding. Bases 342 to 2054 code for a protein of 570 amino acids. Gene Ontology annotation, cellular component: nucleus. Gene Ontology annotation, biological process: regulation of DNA-templated transcription. The transcript has 4 exons.